AAAGUACAAUAUUUCCCUCUAAGAUGUAGUGGAGUCGAAGGAUAAAGUAGCAUAACAUGUCAAUACUCAAGUACAGUACAAGUACCUCCUAAUUGUACUUACAUGUAAGUGCAGUAGUAUCUGUCUCCACCUCUCUGUCUGUCUGUCUGUCUGUCUGUCUAUCUGUCUCUCAGUGUGCAGCAGGUCAGGAUGGAGGUGGCAGCUCUCUCUCUGCUUCUGUUGCUGAACUCUCUGGAUUCUGGUUCUGCUCGAGUGUCUCUGACAGUUUCCCCUAAAAGAUCACAGUUCUUUAAAUACGACCGUUUCUCUGUGAGCUGUGAGGAAGAGGAGCAGAGGGAGGAAGAGGAGGCUGGUUGGAGAGUCAUGAAGAGGACGGAGGAUGGAGAGGUGCGUCCCUGUCCGUCCUCCUGCUUCAUCACUGCUGCCUUCCCCGCCACAGACAGCGGAGAGUACUGGUGUGAAACUGGACCGGGAGCGACCAGUAACACCGUCAACAUCACCGUCACUGCUGGCUCAGUGAUCCUGGAGAGUCCCGUCCUUCCUGUGAUGGAGGGAGACGACGUGACUCUGAGCUGCAGAACCAAGACGGCUUCCUCCAACCUCCCGGCUGGUUUCUAUAAAGAUGGCCUCCUCAUCAGGAUCAGCUCAACAGGAAACAUGACCAUCCACAGUGUUUCUAAAGUGGAUGAAGGACUCUACAAGUGUGAAGUCUCUGGAGCCGGAGGAUCACCAGACAGCUGGCUGACUGUCAGAGCACCACCUACAGGCCGGGAUCCUCCACCUCCACCUCCACCUCCAUCCUCCACCCUGCUGUUCGUGGUGCGUCACCUGGUGGUGGGCGCUCCCUACCUGCUGGCCACCAUCUUACUGGGACUCAUAUACAGAGACAGAGCGAGAGAGCAGCAUACCAGCAAAGCAUCUAAUGAUGUCAUAAUGGAAAUGGCUGCAUGAAAUCCCAAAACCAACAUGGCGACGACUUAAAACCAAGAUUGUGACGGCCAAAAACCAAGAUGGCGACGGCCA
Sebastes umbrosus (honeycomb rockfish) is the source of this 1023-nucleotide messenger RNA. Its product is annotated as low affinity immunoglobulin gamma Fc region receptor II-a-like. Bases 190 to 951 code for a protein of 253 amino acids. The transcript is spliced from 7 exons. The record is from RefSeq and is a predicted model, not a curated record. NCBI's taxonomy places the organism in Eukaryota, Metazoa, Chordata, Actinopteri, Perciformes, Sebastidae. Gene Ontology annotation, molecular function: transmembrane signaling receptor activity. Gene Ontology annotation, biological process: cell surface receptor signaling pathway.